Messenger RNA from Erinaceus europaeus (western European hedgehog), 1488 nucleotides. It is a transcript of the gene PPCDC, whose product is annotated as phosphopantothenoylcysteine decarboxylase. Gene Ontology annotation, cellular component: phosphopantothenoylcysteine decarboxylase complex. The transcript has 7 exons. The coding region runs from base 486 to 1172 and encodes 228 amino acids. NCBI's taxonomy places the organism in Eukaryota, Metazoa, Chordata, Mammalia, Eulipotyphla, Erinaceidae. Gene Ontology annotation, molecular function: FMN binding; phosphopantothenoylcysteine decarboxylase activity. Gene Ontology annotation, biological process: coenzyme A biosynthetic process. The record is from RefSeq and is a predicted model, not a curated record.
AAGUCUCUGUGAGAGAGUCUCCGUGUGAGAGUCUGUGAGGAAGACACCCUGUGUGAAAAAGUCUCUGUGAGAGAGUCUCCGUGUGAGAGUCUGUGAGGAAGACACCCUGUGUGAGAGUCUCUGUGAGAGAGUCUCCGUGUGAGAGUCUGUGAGGAAGACACCCUGUGUGAAAGAGUCGCUGUGAGAAAGACACCUUGUCUGAGAGAGUCUCUGAGGGACACCCUGUGAGAGAGAGCCAGAUGUGAGAGCGGGGCUGCUCCGCACCCCUCCCUUCUGUGAGUGCGCCCCCAGCACCCGGGGUGUGUGGGGUGGGUGCGGCAGAGGCGUUGUGAGUGCACAGGGCCGGGGGCGGCGCGGUGCCCCGCUGUGCCUCCCUGGGUGGUGCUGGUGGGCCACCCCGCCACCCUAGCGCUGGCUUCAGGAGCAAAUCCCGACGAGCUUCCCAACGGGCAGGAGCGGAAGCCCCGCCAGGUCCCGAGGGCACCAUGGAGCCUUGGCCGGCUGGCCCCCCUAUGGAGCCUGGGUCCUCAUGUCCGGCUGCUGCCCCUGUGGAGAGACAGUUUCGCAUCCUUGUGGGUGUCACCGGCAGUGUGGCUGCACUGAAAUUGCCUCUUCUGGUGUCUAAACUUCUGGACAUUCCUGGCCUUCUCUCCAGGGACGACACCAGGCUGUGGGCAGUACUGGGCCAACGGGUGGAAGUGGCCGUGGUCAGCACUGAGAGGGCCAAACACUUCUACAGCUCCCAGGACAUCCCUGUCACCCUGUACAGUGAUGCUGAUGAGUGGGAGAUGUGGAAGCGGCGCUCAGACCCCGUUCUCCACAUCGAGCUGCGGCGCUGGGCGGACCUCAUGCUGGUGGCCCCCCUGGAUGCCAACACACUGGGCAAGGUGGCCAGUGGCAUCUGUGACAACCUGUUGACCUGUGUGCUCCGGGCCUGGGACCGCAGCAAACCCCUGCUCUUCUGCCUGGCCAUGAACACAGCCAUGUGGGAGCACCCGCUGACCGCCCAGCAGCGGGACCAGCUCCGGGUCUUCGGCUACACAGAGAUCCCGUGCGUGGCCAAGACGCUGGUGUGCGGGGACCAAGGCAUGGGGGCCAUGGCCGAGGUGGACACCAUUGUGGACAGAGUCAGAGAAGUCAUGUCACAGCACCGCGGCUGCCCGAAGAGCUGAGCCCAUCCCGUGUGUGGUGUCUCUAGGCCCAGGACCCUACUGCCAGGAGACACCCCUCCCUGGCUGCUCUCUGUGCGAGUAGUGGGUGUGGGCCCGGGGCUGGACCCUGAACCACCGUCUGCAGCUCACCUCAGGGCUUUCCCGAGGGCCAGUCUCCGAGCUUCUCCACAGGCGCUGAGGGCAGCCGACACCGAGGAAAGGAUCAGAUGGCUGCCGGGAGGAGUGCAUGCAGAGCCCCAGACUUGCAGGCUCCCAGCACCGACACCAAGGCUGGUGCUCUGCUCUCACUGAAUAAAGGAGCUGAUGAGUGACCACA